AUGAAUGAUGUUUCUAUUUUAAUUGAUGAAUUGAAUGAUUAAAUACUAACAGAUCAAUUCGUUUACAUAGAUUUGUUGGGAGGGGGAGCUUAUGGACAAGUUGUUAAGGCCUAAAGCAAGGAGCUUAACUAAACUGUUGCAAUCAAAGUAAAUGAGUUUGGUUUAAAUGUUUAGAUUAUCGAAAGAAAUAAGAAUAAAGCUCAGGAUUAGGAAGCAUCUCUAUUGGAGAAGUGCAAUCACAAAAAUAUUGUGCAUUUUCACAAAGUUGUAUUUUUUUAUAAUCCUUUAGUUACUCUAUACUCAUAAUCAUCUGUAUAUAAUAAUGGAAUACCUAUAAGGAAUCACUCUCUAAGAAGUCAUGUAAAAGCAAUUGUUGGAGAACAAAGUUAGAAAUCUUAUCAAACAAAUUUUAGAAGGAUUGAGUUAUCUCCAUAAUCAAGGGAUUAUUCAUCGAGAUUUGAAGCCAUGUAAGAAAAAUUUAGGAUUUAAGCAAACAUAUAUUUGGUUCGAGAAAACAACAAAUCCAUUGUUAAACUGAUUGACCUUGGACUUAGCUAUUAAAUUAGUUCACAUAAAAUAGCAAAUAAGUAAUGUGGCACAUUGCUAUACAUGGCACCGGAAUUGGCUUAAGAUGUGCCUUAUAAUUAGACCGUCGACAUUUUCGCCCUUGGAAUAAUUUUAUAUUAGUUAUUUCAUGAUGGAUAGCAUCCAUUCUUUGUUCCUGGAAUGAGGAGUUCAGAGUACUUUAGAAGAUUAGCAAAAUUAGAAUUUAAUGUGCACUUUAGAGAGAAUAUUCCACCAAUGGCUAAAGAUUUUAUAUAAAAAACCAUGGCUCUACAACCUGAUGACAGGAUGUCAGCUUAUCAAUGUUUGGAUCAUCCAUGGAUAAAGAAUGUUGAAUAAUAGAAAUUUCCUAUCACCACAAAUGAAAUUAUCUCCACAUUCAUAGUGAAAUAAAAAUUCAUAAAGAUCAUCAAAGCCUUAAUGGUCCAGACUAAAUUAUCAUAAUUAUCAAUAAAGAAGGAUCCAAAAGACAGUUAGAGCAAUCAAUACACUAAGUCCAACCUCACAGAUGUUAAUUCUCAACAAGAAUAAGAGUUCAUUCACCUAAGAUUACCCAUGAGUUAAAGAGACAAGCCUCCUUUAUCCAAAUCAAAAAUGCUUAAAACUGUGUAAGGUACCUUUAAUACACCAUAAAUGUCUAAAAGGGAAGUAUCUAGAUAGUCCUUAGCACUCAGCUUUAUUAAUUCUCCAUAAAAUAUGACACCCUCAUCUAAAAGUAAAAGGACUCUUAAAACUCCUUCUCCCACAUAAUUUAGAUUGCCAGCAAUCAAAUCACCAAAGCAAACUCAGAGCCCUAGCAUGGCUAAUAAUAUCAACAAAUCAAGAUUUUUUUAAUAAUGA
Paramecium octaurelia is the source of this 1404-nucleotide messenger RNA. The record is from the annotation of a GenBank genome assembly. NCBI's taxonomy places the organism in Eukaryota, Ciliophora, Oligohymenophorea, Peniculida, Parameciidae.